CUGUUCUCUUCUCCAUUGAUUUCUCCACCAUACUAAUUCACAGUAGUCAAAACUCCAAAGGUAAAGCUAAUUCCUGCGAUUGCGAUUGCGAUUAAAACAGGGCACCAGCAGCAGCAGAGCAGAGGAAUGGAAAACGCGUUAGGUCUCCUCAGAGUUCACGUCGAAAGAGGCAUUAACCUCGCCAUUCGAGACGUCAGCAGCAGCGAUCCUUACGUAAUUCUCCGAUUAGCCAAACAGAAGUUGAAAACUCGAGUUAUAAAGAAGAAUGUAAAUCCAGAAUGGAAAGAAGAUUUAACGUUAUCAAUCUCUGAUCCCGAUCUCCCUGUCAAGCUGCUUGUAUAUGAUAAGGACUUGUUGAGUUUCGAUGAUAAAAUGGGAGAUGCAAUGUUUGAGAUAAGGCCAAUUGUAGAAGCUGUUAAAUUGAUAAGAGGGAUGGGGGAUGCUGACCUUAUUCCAAGCGGGACAAUAAUUGGGAAGAUAGAUCCGACAAGAAAUAACUGCCUUUCCGAGGAGAGUCACAUUGUGUGGGAGGAUCAAAAGAUCAUACAACAUAUGUUCUUAAGAUUGAGGAAUGUGGAGAGUGGAGAAAUCAAACUUCGACUACAAUGGAUUGAUAUUCCUCGACAUCCCUAGAUUUGAUUCCCUGUUUUUAUACAUAUAUUAGUAGUAGCUAGAGGAAUUUGAUCUUAUAGUCACUCUUCAUAUUAAUGUUGAUUAAUGUUGGCUAUCAAAAAAAGUUGUUUGAAGUAUACAGACUAAAUGAAUA
Messenger RNA from Impatiens glandulifera, 766 nucleotides. RefSeq names its product protein C2-DOMAIN ABA-RELATED 1-like. The transcript is spliced from 3 exons. NCBI's taxonomy places the organism in Eukaryota, Viridiplantae, Streptophyta, Magnoliopsida, Ericales, Balsaminaceae. The coding region runs from base 127 to 633 and encodes 168 amino acids. The record is from RefSeq and is a predicted model, not a curated record.